Zychaea mexicana is the source of this 1025-nucleotide messenger RNA. Its product is annotated as PIN domain-like protein. The transcript has 2 exons. Gene Ontology annotation, cellular component: nucleus; cytoplasm. NCBI's taxonomy places the organism in Eukaryota, Fungi, Mucoromycota, Mucoromycetes, Mucorales, Lichtheimiaceae. Gene Ontology annotation, molecular function: 5'-3' exonuclease activity; 5'-flap endonuclease activity. The record is from RefSeq and is a predicted model, not a curated record. Bases 187 to 960 code for a protein of 257 amino acids.
UGACGACGACUUAACUACUUGCAAACGUCUCGUUAUCCAAAUUAUUAUUGUCCGUCUCUUCCUUCUUUAGAACAUUGUACUGUAUAUUACGGGAUACUUUUUUUCCAAACACAUAUUCUGUUUUUAUUACUAUUAUAAUUGAUUUCCCUUUGACUUAUAAUUACAUCGCUGCGCUUGGUUCUCCAUAUGGGUGUUCAUGGUCUCACCGCACUGUUACGGCGAUACGCGCCUAAAUCACUACGCACAUUACGUACAAACGCAUUUUCUGAACAAAUCAUUGCAUUCGAUGCUAGUUGUCACCUCAACAAAUUCGUAUAUGGCGAAGACAUUCACCCACACCGGCAUAUCUACGGCUUUUAUUUAAUGGCGCGCUAUUGCCGUAUGCACAACAUUACUCCUGUUUUCGUUUUUGACGGUGCCAAUCGAAUUGCAGCCAAGCAAUUAGAACAUGCACGUCGUGAAAAGAAUCGUCAGAAAAUCCAACCCUCACUAGAAUACGAGCGUGCAAGAUCUGCGCGCUUGGCAAGUUGGACAAACGCGUACCGUGACUUGUCGGAUGCAGCAGCAACGCGUGUUCUCGACCAACUUCAAGAAGAAUAUCCAGCAGCAACCACCACCACCACCACUAGCACUGUGUCUGCUAUGGACAGUGACGAUCAAAUUGAACAGCAGCUUGUGCAACUAGCAACGGAUUUAAAGCAUGCGCUUGUUGUGGCCGAAGAUACCGAAAGAUAUACUAAAACAGUCCGUGGCCUGUCAGCACGCGAGCAUACUCUGAUGACUUCCAUGAUCCGAGACAGGAUAAAAGAUACGGAAAUUGCGUUGCAAGAGUUGAAAAACGAUAACCAGCAUAUGAUGGAAUCUCUAGCGGUCGAUUCGUAUCACACAAGCCUUACGAGAGGAGUGUAUCGAGUUUUUGCGGACAUUGGGAUACAUCUGUAUGACUUGCGAAAAUCAUGAAGCAGAGGCUAUGUGCUCAGAAUUAGCAAGGCGAAAAAUGACGACAGCAACAGUGACAGAAGGUG